AUGCAAACGCAGGGAUUAUCCCAAAUUAGGGAAGAUGUUCAGGAGGAACACACUCCGAAGGUGGUGGAGGACCGUGAGGACGACGGUCGUCAUCCCUGCACACAAGCGGAGACGAUGGCUCUGUUAGACGCUUGGAUCAGCACGUCGAACGAUCCCAUCCUCGGGAAUCAACAAACCCGUAAGUGUUUUUGGGAUAAGGUCACCAACGUAUACAACACAAAAAAGCCGACUGGGGCCUUCAGCCGCAACCUGAAGAUGCUUUGCACUCAUUUUGAGCGAGCCGACAGAGAUGUCAAAAUAUUUUGUGGGAUCUACAAGAGGGAAGCGGAACAAUACCAAAGCGGAGCCAGUGUAUCCGACAUGCUGAGAGCGGCUUUGCGAGUCUUCAAAUCCGACACCGGCAAAGAUUUCAAAUUUCCUGAUGUUUGGGAAGUGGUCAAACAUCUUGAUAGGUGGCCGGGCGGUGUCGAUUCCAGCACGGGCUCGAGCUCGAAACGCACGAAGCAUACGACGGGUGGCUAA
Molecule: messenger RNA, 522 nt
Organism: Salvia splendens (bonfire salvia)
Lineage: Eukaryota; Viridiplantae; Streptophyta; Magnoliopsida; Lamiales; Lamiaceae
Product: glutathione S-transferase T3-like
Exons: 1
Coding region: 1-522 (173 amino acids)
Source: RefSeq, a predicted model, not a curated record